CAGGACCUCACAGCCUUAUUGCCGCAUCGCCACAGAGCAGCAAAGAAGUAUAGACCCUCAAAACCCACCCGCAGGUAGCUUCCUGCUUUAUUGCCUGGUUAAGAAUGAAUGAAGCCAAGUUGUUUGGAUCUAUCAGCUGGCCGAAGGGUCACCACUUCCUGCACUAAUUCUUAGGGCGAAGCCAAACGCAUUUCCAAAUUCAGAUCAACCAAGACAAGGCCCCCUAGCUACAUACAACAAGGUCCAAUUAUGUGUCUGACGAGCCAUCAUUGUCCCCUUCGGUUGGUCCAUCUACCAACGCCUCUGAGGCCACGCUGAGGAGAUUCGGAUCGGCACGGCCGUAGUUAAAUCCUCAUCUCCAAGUCUGAGAUUAGAUGAAUAACCUCGCGCUUCUUGUUGGUAGGCUCGUCAAAUCGCCCUUGUCCCGGGGGGGCGGGGGGCGCUGCCCUGGCUGCUGGUCUCUGGCUGCUGGGCGGGUAGGAUGUGACUGCCCUGCCUGUCCACGGACUCAUGAUUGCCCGUGGCCCGUAUGCUUGACUCUGCCCUGGGGACGGUGGUGCUGCGCUCAUUGUAAUUGCUUGCUGCAGGACAGGAUUGGGUGUUAGAUCGCUGCUCGAUUGAAAUUGGAGAUGACUUGAGGGAUCUGCGGGGCUUGAUCUGGUUGACUAGUAGGUAGCGACGGUCGGGCUCGUGUGUCUGCCCAAGUUUUCGAUGGAGAGUGGUUAGGGGGUACUGCUGGUGAGCACUCCGGGGACGAGGGAAAGUCCUUAUUUAAGGACCCUUCACUCGCG
Lasiosphaeria miniovina is the source of this 791-nucleotide messenger RNA. RefSeq lists its product as uncharacterized. The coding region runs from base 375 to 605 and encodes 76 amino acids. NCBI's taxonomy places the organism in Eukaryota, Fungi, Ascomycota, Sordariomycetes, Sordariales, Lasiosphaeriaceae. The record is from RefSeq and is a predicted model, not a curated record. The transcript is spliced from 2 exons.